Messenger RNA from Branchiostoma floridae (Florida lancelet), 2141 nucleotides. RefSeq names its product ribonuclease P protein subunit p38-like. Gene Ontology annotation, molecular function: ribonuclease P activity; ribonuclease P RNA binding. Bases 1 to 915 code for a protein of 304 amino acids. Gene Ontology annotation, biological process: tRNA 5'-leader removal. The transcript is spliced from 4 exons. Lineage: Eukaryota; Metazoa; Chordata; Leptocardii; Amphioxiformes; Branchiostomatidae. Gene Ontology annotation, cellular component: nucleolar ribonuclease P complex; ribonuclease MRP complex; fibrillar center. The record is from RefSeq and is a predicted model, not a curated record.
AUGAGUCUUAAAGACAUAUCAAACCUUGACACUGAUGACCUCGGUGACCUCAGUGCCUACCUCAGGAAGGAAACGUCCAAGGGGAAAAGGAAACGGGCAAGAACUGCAGAGGAUGCUGGGAAACCUACACGCAGUGUGGAGGAGCAAGAGUUGGCAAAACAGUUGAAGUCUCAGCUGGUUUUGGGCAUCAACGAGGUCACCAAGGCGCUGGAGAAGGACCGGUUACGACUGGUUCUGGUGUGCCGGUCCGUCAAGCCGGCCCUGAUGACUCAACACCUGGUCCUGCUGAGUGCCGUCCGUCGCGUCCCAGCUCUGUGCCUGUCCGGGCUUAGCGAAACGGUCGCCCCCAUUCUCAACUUCAGAACUGUCGCUGCUAUGGGCUUCAAGAAAACAUCACCAAAAGAUGACAAAACUUUUGAUCCACUGGUCGAGUUUGUGACAUCACGGACACCACCCAUCAAAAUCCCCUGGCUGAAGUUACCUGGAGGAAAAGAGGAGGAGGAUUCAAGCAAAGAAGAGGAGGAGAAUGAAACAGGAAGUUCAGAUGAAGAAGACACAGGUAGUAAGAAUGGUACAAGCAGUUGUGACAUGCAGAAAUCUGCCAUCAAAGUCCUUGAAGACACUUCCAAAGGUGAAGAUUUCAUUCCAUUGAUGUCAGAGGAAGACCAGACUCAAAAUGAAGAAGCUGAAACAGAAGCUAAAGAGCCAGCAAAGAAAUCUGAAAAGAAAGCCAAGAGGAAGAAAAGGAAGAGGAAAGCAGAAGUGGCAGAAGAAGAUGGGGAGGAGGCUGGCCUCCAGGCUUUGUGUGUGAAAAGAACACAAUCUGUGCAAGAGAAGGAAUCCUACAAGAGGAAGAUGGUUUUCAAAAAGAAGAAGAAGACCGUGAUGGCAAAUUUUCUAGGAAAAUCAAAUUAGCCAUGUCCUGGAAUUAUAAGUACAUGUGUAUGUUCCAAUUUAAGACAAGUGUACAAGGGGAAGGGCAAUUUGAACUUGGAUAUGUCUCUCCCAUGUGACCUUAUUAGAUGGAUAACAGGGUUCUUUAUGCACAGGAUCUACAUACAAUCAACAACCAAAAUUUUGGUGACCGUCUGUCACCCUCCUCAGUCCAGUCAGAGUUGCCCUGAAGAAAGGACCCUAAGAUGGUCACCAAAGCAUUGCAUGAAGGUUUAAGAUAUUAAGAUAUGCCAAAAAGCAGUUACUUAUAGGCAAGUGGAUAUGAUUAUGGAAACAGAAACAGUCAUGGUGACUGUUUCCAAAAUCAUAUCCAGUUGCUUCUUUUUGGCGUACUGUAGCUGUGAAAUGAAAAAAAACAACACCUUGUUAUCCAGGGCUUUUUCAACCUAAUGAAAUUAUUCUCGGACCAUAUUCGAUGUUUGGCAUUAUUUUGACAUUGCGAAUGAAUUUGGUUAUAUAUAUAAUUUGGUUUGCUUAAGUCUGAUUUCGUGUCUCCGAAUUCAGGCACAUUUAUAUCUGGUAACAGAUUGUUUUGGGGUGAUGUGUUUUAAAACGCUUUGACAAGAAAGCAUAAAUGAAAUUCUCCGCAAGUGACCUCUCCAAGGAACAAAUGAAAUGCCUUGUGAUAUGUCUGGAACAAUCUUGGAAUUGGAUUUACCUCGUACUUCCUUUAAUUGCGUCUUUCACAUCUGCUGUAGAUAAGGCUAACAUGAUUAAUGACAUACCUUUAAUGAAACGUCUUUUUUUGCGUGGUAAGUACAUGUAUGUAUUGUGUUAUGUCUAUACUUUAUAUGAUUACUGUAGUCUGCUUGCUUCCAGGUAAUGCAGGUAUUAUUGCAUGAAUGUGUAACAGGUAGCUUUUGCUAAACACAAAAUAAUGAUUGUCUGCAAAUUAGCGAUAAACAACCUGUGAGACAUUAAAUAUAAUCAUAUGAAGUUGGCAGGCAGCUAAUGUCUUAAUAUGUUAAGAGCUGCUUUGUGCAAACUGGCAUAUUAAUAUUUUCUUCUGUUCAAAAAGCAAUCAAAUAAAUGAGAUGAUAUACUGUAUCACUCAGUAGUAGUUUGUAUUAAAAAAAACAUCAUGAAUGAGUGAAUCCCAUAGAAACCUGUUGCAACAAUGAGAGAACAUGAGAAUGAACAUCACAUAUGAUGUAUUAGUUACAAAUAAACAGCAACCUUCGAAAGUA